AGCAGAGUCAGUUUUAUUUUUGCUUUCAUGUCACGAGCACCUUGGUCUCAAAACAAUAAAAAAAGGAAGAAUUCAGCGAUCAAUCUAGUUGAAAAUAAAACGUUUGCAGUGAACUUUCACUCGCCGACCUCAGAAGAAAGUGAAAUCUGUAUCCGCCUGAACUUUGACAAACUGCGAGACAGAAUGAAAGUGCUUUCGAAUGAUCGAAUCAAACGAUUCGAAAGUGGUUUCGCCGUUGACAUUACCUAACCCCGUACCGUACCCAUGAAAAAAUGUGUUUGAAAAGUGAAACUGAGCGAUCUUUUCCGAUCAUUACAAUGCAGCACCAACGUCGAGUACGUGGCCGUAGGACGCCAGCUUCCGCCGAAAAUUUCACUCAAAAGAACCCCGCUGGAAGGGAUGUGUCCAUCGAGAGAACCACCGCCCUGUGUUCCGGCUAGCCGACGCUAUCGAACCCACGACGGAACGUGCAACAAUCGGAAAAAACCCCGCUGGGGCUCGGCCCAAAUGCCCUUCCAUCGGUUUCUAGCUCCAGAGUACGCAGACGGCGUUGAUGCGAUAAGACGUUCGAUCAACGGAUCUCCGCUGCCUUCGGCACGUUUUGUUAGUCUGGUAGUGCAUGGAACUCGCCAGGAGGAAGCCCCCGUAACGAUGAUGCUUGCCCUAUGGGGUCAGCUGUUGGAUCACGACCUAACCGCAACGGCACAACCUCGCAGUCUGAACGGUUCAACACCGCGCUGCUGUGGGGGUACAAAUGACGAAGCGCUACAUCCGUCCUGUCUGCCCAUCAAGGUUCCACUGGAUGACCCGUGGCUGUCGCCUCUCGGUGUGCGAUGUUUGGAGUUUCUACGUUCGGCGCCAGCUCAGCGGAGAGAUUGUCUGCUAUCGUGGCGCGAACAAACCAACCAGGUAACGACGUACAUCGACGCGUCUCCAAUUUAUUCGAGCAAUCCGCGCACCUCAGAUAAUGCGCGUAUCUUUCGAUCCGGUUUGCUACUGUUCGGACGAGGACCACCAAGCGAAGACGUGUGCUUCCGUGCUGCUUUAGCCAAUCAAUGCAUUCGACCUGGCGAUGCUCGAAGUGGCGAACAACCGGGGUUACUGAUGUUACAUAUGGUUUGGGUAAACGAACAUAACCAAAUUGCUACUCAACUCUCCGAUAUCAAUCCACACUGGAGCGAUGAGAAGCUCUAUCAAGAGGCACGCCGAAUAGUUGGAGCCAUGUUUCAGCACAUCACCUUCCGCGAAUUUCUGCCGAUAAUUUUGGGCAAACAGGUUUGCCGGCUGUUCAAUCUAGAGUUGGAGACCAGUGGUUUCUACAAAGGGUAUGACCCUAGCACAAACCCUACUGUGACAAACGAGUUCGCGGCUGCUGCCUUCCGCUUUGGUCAUUCUUUAAUACAGGGGUCCUACAUGAGAGCGGAUCGGUUCCAUCGUUUUAUACCGAACAAUGUGACGCUACACGAGGAGUCCGCAGACGGUGAUCUCGGUGGUCCAGGAUCGUUGCACAGAUUGGUGCGUGGCAUGGUCAACCAGCGAGCCUUGAAGCGUGACGAGUUUAUAACAGCGGAGUUAACUAACCAUUUAUUUCAAACCAGAAGUUUUCCCUUCGGCCUAGAUUUGGCAGCGAUCAACAUACAACGCGGUAGAGAUCACGGCAUUCAGCCGUACAUAAACUGGAGAGUACCAUGUGGGCUCACCCCUAUUAGAGAAUGGGAUGAUCUGGAGCGAGUCAUGGGUCCAGCGUCGGCACAUCGCUUACGUAAAGCCUAUCGCAACUUAGAUGAUAUCGAUCUGUUCGUAGGAGGUCUCGCUGAACGACCGGUGGUGGGAGGUAUCGUAGGACCAACGUUUUCCUGUAUAAUUGCUCAGCAAUUUAGCAAUCUUCGCAAGGGAGAUCGCUUUUGGUACGAAAAUUCAGGUUUUGAAUCGUCGUUUACUCCAGCGCAGCUGGACGCAAUUCGACAGGUAGCUUUCUCACAGGUUCUGUGUCGCUCACUUGGAGGGGGAACCCUGCAGCCGCACGUUUUUCUUCCAGCUGAUAUAGUACAAAACGAGAGACUGCCCUGCGACUCGAAACUGAUGGCACCUAUCGACCUGGAACCAUGGACGGAACGAGACCCGUUCACUAGACCUAAUGACGUACCGAAUACUGGACAGAGCGAGAACCUGAUCGACCUUGAAGCAGUACAACCCUUUGUCACAACUACAUCGACAACUAGACAGCCUACGAAAAAGGCGAAUAUCGUUAGUAACGUUGACUUUAUACCGAACAGAAACGUUGGACUGCAGAUACCUUCGAACGGACACAUAGUUCUGAACUCCUUGACAACUCCUGUCAACAACAAACUAGACAUUAGUACUUCGGCCAAACCGCCAGCUAUUUCUCACGUAACCAGACCUAGUUCGAAUAAGGAGCCCACAUUACUCGUUUCCUCUAAUGUUGACAACAAACUAGACUUUACCGGCACGACUGAACCUCCACAGCGGAAACCGACUAGAAAAACUACCCCGAAACGACGACCAACGGGAGCAACGAAUGGAAUAAUUACCAAACUAGAUUUGACACGAGACUCGCAAGUAAACCUAACGGACAGUGAUAAUGAUAACAGAAAAAAUCACACGCUAACGAAACGAGACCUGACGUACAUCAACCUAUCAAAGCUAUUCACGAAAGAUGAUAACGCAACUUUACUUCUGAAGAAGGACAUCGCACUUCGACAUGGCUACUAUCCGGCCCCUGCGCCGGCUCCACCCUCGGACUAUGACGACAUAAACAACUAUGACUACAGCUCAGACGCUGACCCACCCGUAUACGUGAAACCUGGCUACGGAUAUGACGCACCUGACACUGAACCUCCACCACCUAAUCCCUACUACUAUGCUCCGACCGAAGAACCACCCCAACCACCUUACUGUGGCUACAAUUGCUACAAUCCACCACUAACGACAUACAGUCCGUACGGAUUAGACACAGAACGUGGACCGACCCGACAGACGACCCCAAAACGAGGACUCUCGAACAAAGUAGGUAACGCUAACUAUUACUACGAUACGAGGAUUAGACAAAAAACGACAAGACAACAACAGCAACGAAAAACUACCCCAAAAAGACCAGGACUUGUAGUAAUAAACGAUAACCGACCAAAUGACAAGCCUAUUUUUCUAUCAUCUUCUGUCUCUUCUGCACCUGCACUGAGCUCUACCGCCUUAUUUCAGAACUCUAAAAAUCCUUCCUCUUCUGCUGCCUCUCAGUCUGUCUUUUCCGUAGACCCUAGACCUCAGUUCUCUUCUCGAUCUAUCGCAGUAUCUUCGCCUACAUUUUUCCAAAAACAAACGAAACCACAGAAAGAACUACGAACCAGCCAAAACCGACUUCCAUCCGGACUAAUAUCUACGCUGAAACAUGACUACGACUACGACAGCCUAGUACCGGACGCUGAACGCCUAACCGAAACCCUGAACGUUCACGAACAUGACGGCUACCUUCGACCGGAACAGAACAAAUACGAACCUAUCAAAAAGACAAGCGACCUUGAGACUUACCGCAACUACAGCCUAUUCAACAUACGCAACGCAAUGACCGCGAUAAGAUACGAAAUACCAAAAGACGCCACGCUUUGGACACAGACGGACGAUCGACGAUACGCCGAACGCUACCCACAACCUCUGGAACUGGAAGACGAUCAGGAUCAAUUCGUUCGACCCUACAUUUACCAGGACGAGACAACCGAUGAACCAUCCACUGAAAAAACUUCACAAAAUGACGCAAAUACGACCAUCAUUUUGACUGACAAAGUAGAUCGAACGGGACUUGAAACAACUACCGACUUUGACUCACACGUACCAUGUACAGAAGAGCAACUACAUCCGACUAAUAACGAAAAAUUAUUGACGCAACUAAUUGACUUCAACCAGACCAAAGAACAAACUCCUAAAGACUCUUUGGUGGACUCCAAUGACGAUGACUCUACCGACAGUGUACAUGACAAGCUUUCAGGACAACACCAACCGAUUAUGUACGAAAAAGACUUUCUCGGUACCAGAACACGACCACUCGAACAGGAUCGUUUAACAAACAAAUCGACAGUGACAGAUUCGGACGACAGUAUCGACUACUCCACCCGUGAUGACACGCCCGAGCUGACGGACGAGACAGAAGACUACGGAGAACUUCCACUCCCGGACAUUAUUGACCCACUCGAAACCAUGGGAUUGGCACUGUUCGGAGACGUUCACGGACGAUCGCCCACUAAGGACAGCAUACUGGCUAUUCCGGACGAGACUGACAGAACGGACGACCGACAGACAACAGUCGACAGACCAAAGUUCGACCGACAACCGACAGGCAACGCGCCACCUCGACGACGCAGACCUAUCAACUCGAAACGACCGACCGUUAGCAAGCAAGGACUAAACCAUGACCGAAGACAGCAAGGAAUCCCACUGGUUCCCUUCGUACUGCUUACUAGCAUCGAAAGACCGGACAACUGGGUGAUGUUUAAUGUGGCCAAGUCGAAGAAGCGCAAACCAUUGCCGGAAGUUCCGUUGCUCAAGAGUGACGUUUACUCCCUAAGCGAGCUGCCGAAACCGAUUAGUGCUGAGGACUAAUUUUAGCUUACGUACACUGUGACUUCAGCUAGCAGGCAUCUCUAUCUUAUUUACUUAGUCCGAUCGAAGCUAUCAUCGCUGCGGAUCGGCGUUGUGUGAAAAGGGGAUAUGCUAUUUCGUUUACACACACGCGGAGAUGUUAGUCCUUCAAACAUGGCGCGAUGUCAUCUAGCUGUGCGACUUACGUUACUAAUGACCAACUACUGACAGACGUAUAAACUGUGACUGACUUACAAACUGUGGAAAAAUACAAACAACAGUACCUACUUUAUUGACAGCAUUUACAGAAAAAACAAGACCAACCAUGACUUUACAGGAUGCAACAAUUCUAUUCUGCAUUAUAUGAUAGCUUGUACUUAAUUGUUCCGGCAACGAUAUUUUGUUAUGAAAUAUUUAUUUAUUUAUUUAUUGAUAUUUAUUUAAAAGGAUUUCUAUAACUAUAA
Messenger RNA from Wyeomyia smithii (pitcher-plant mosquito), 5054 nucleotides. RefSeq lists its product as uncharacterized. Gene Ontology annotation, biological process: response to oxidative stress. Gene Ontology annotation, molecular function: peroxidase activity; heme binding. The record is from RefSeq and is a predicted model, not a curated record. NCBI's taxonomy places the organism in Eukaryota, Metazoa, Arthropoda, Insecta, Diptera, Culicidae. Bases 400 to 4611 code for a protein of 1403 amino acids. The transcript has 4 exons.